Messenger RNA from Colletotrichum higginsianum IMI 349063, 1899 nucleotides. RefSeq names its product Homeobox and c2h2 transcription. The transcript has 2 exons. NCBI's taxonomy places the organism in Eukaryota, Fungi, Ascomycota, Sordariomycetes, Glomerellales, Glomerellaceae. The record is from RefSeq and is a predicted model, not a curated record. Bases 1 to 1899 code for a protein of 632 amino acids.
AUGUUCCCGCCUCCAUGCCCAUCGGCCAUGUCCGCCGACGACAUCCGGACCCUCCGCGCCCUCGCCGGCCGGUACGGGUCCGGCAGCCUGGAGAACACCCUCCGAAGCCUGGGCGGCAGCAGCAGCAUCAACACCAACACCAACACCGACACCACCACAGGCAACAGCAAUAACGGCACCAUCAACAGCAUCAACAACUACACUACCCUCCGGCCACCGCCACAGCACCACCAACAACACCAGAACAACCCGGCGCCCGCCCGGAACUCAACCCUGUCGACGUCCACCUUCGGCAGCGCCCACAGCGCGCCGCCGUCCCUGACGAGCUCCGGGCCCUGGAGCGCUAUUACGGCACAGCAGCAGCAGCAGCAGCAGCAGCAGCAGCAGCAACAAAACGCCGCCGCCGCCGCCUGGAACGACCCCAACGACGUGCCCUUCCUCCUCUCCCCCUCCGUGACUCCCUCCCUCUCCGGCUCCGAGUGGCAGGACCUCCACGUCAACGAGUACCUCCUCUCCUCGCCCUGCGGCGAGAAGAAGGCCGUCGUCGCCGCCGCCGUGGCGGCGGUGUCCUCCCCCUCCCGCCGCAAGCCCAUCGAGUGCCCCCUUUGCGCCGUCCACGACGUCCGCGUCGGCUUCGGCCGCAAGAGCGACUUCAAGAAGCACCUCCAGAACUUCCACAACACCGACUGCCUCUGGGCCUGCCCGCGCCGCGGCUGCCACAUGGUCUUUGACUUUGAGCGGGCCUACGUCGUCCAUCUCAAGACGGACCACCACAGCGGCAGCCGCGACUCCUCCUUCCACGCCGCCACCGCCCCGGACCGCGUCCGCGUCGAGCUCUGCCCGCAGGUCGUCUUCGCCUGCGGCUUCGUCGGCUGCAAGACCGUCAUCGAGGCCCCCGACGACGGCGCCGCCCCCGCCGCCGCCGACGCUUUCUUCGACCACCUCGCCGGCCACUUCGACCGGCGCGCCACCCCGACUUCCUCCUCCUCCUCCUCCUCCUCCUCCUCGCCCGUGUGCGGCUGGACGUACUACCACCAGAUCCGCAACCUCUUGCGCCAGCGCGCCCUCAAGGACGAGUGGAAGCACGCCCUCUGGGACAAGGCCGCGCGGAACCAGCUGCGCUGGCAGCCGCGCUCCUCAGCCGACCUCAAGAAGCUCCUCGAGUGCCGCCACCUCGCCGACGUGCCCCGCGUCCUCCACGCCGCCUGGACCCUCGGCCAGACCUCCUUCUCCUCCCCCAAACACCCGGGCCCGGCCUUCCCCGGCGAGGCCACCCGCCCGCUCCGGAACCGGUGCCCGUUGUCCAUCUCCGGCCACGAUGUCGGCGGCGGCGACUCGCACCGCAGGACGUUCGGCCAGCACCUGCAGCAGCUCCCCAACGCCGGCGCCGCCGUGUUCCACACGACGCUCGCCACCGUCUCGCACCCGCCGCCGCGCUGCGUCCCUGAGGAGCCGGACUCCCUCGUCUACGCGCACCCCGGGACGCCCCUCGUCCUCCCGGAGCACAACGCCUGGUCCACCGACGUCGUCCUCGGGCCCCGCGAGGACUUCGACGACGACGACGACAACAACAACUAUAACAUCCACAAAAACAACAACGACGGCGGCGACGGCGGCGGCCACGUGCCCAUGGUGUACGCGGCGGCCCCGAGCCCCGUCAGUCCGUGGAUCGUCGGUCCCGGUCCCGGUCCCGGUCCCGGCGCCCGUCCGCCGCCGCCGUGCGACCCGACAACGCCGGACGACGAGGCCUUUGGCGCGCUCCUCCGCGUGCCGCCGCCGCCGCCGAAGCGUCCUCGCUCGUGGGGCAUGAGGAGCCUCGAGAACCUGCGCCUCAAGCGCCGCGACCGGCCGUCGCCGCCGGUGGAUGAGAAGGCGCUCGCCAUGCCCGCGUGGAUCUAG